This is a messenger RNA of Pyricularia oryzae 70-15, 3093 nucleotides long. RefSeq lists its product as uncharacterized. Lineage: Eukaryota; Fungi; Ascomycota; Sordariomycetes; Magnaporthales; Pyriculariaceae. The transcript has 7 exons. Gene Ontology annotation, molecular function: RNA binding; protein binding. The record is from RefSeq and is a predicted model, not a curated record. Bases 1 to 3093 code for a protein of 1030 amino acids.
AUGACUCAAUACCAAGGCAAAACUCUUGAGGUGCCGUCCUACAACCAUGACGGUCCGGGUGACGAGGAUGGUCGCCAUAGUCGCAGUGGUUCCGUCCAUUCCCAGGCCGGCUCUGCGCGCGGCUCUGUUCAUGGUGGCUCGCGCCCUCCCUCGGAUGCAGGCCGCCCUCAGUCUCAAUCCGCGUCUCGUCCGACUAGUGAGGCGGGCAAGCCGCCCACUGCUCCUGGUAGUGUCCAGGGCUCUACUGGCGACGUUGCCACUGUCGGCCAGGGCGGAAAAUGGCCCGCCGCACAUGGCUUUGACCCUGCUCGCGACCGUGAUCCGAGCAAGGAGCAUGCUAUGAGCGGAAACAGCAACUUCAACAAGAAUCUUGACCUGCCUCCCGAGGCCUAUAUCACAAAGCUCGAGACUCCCUUCGCUAAGCGCCCUGGAAUGGGUAGUCUUGGAAAGAAGAUCAAUCUGCAGCUGAAUUACUUCUCGAUUCUCAAGAUAGAGCUUCCAGACAUCUAUCUCUACGAUCUUUCGAUCAGUCCCACCCCACUCAAGCCCGAGCAGGUAAUCAAGAAGUGUUGGAACACCCCUACCUGGCAGGCAAAGAUCGGCAGCACCCGCUCCCCCUGGAUCUUCAACAAGCGCAACCUCGCGUGGUCCACGCAUAAGACCGAGGAUGGAGGCCUUCGGGCUCUUCUGGAUCUUGAUGCCGAGUAUGGUCGCACCGGAGGUCGUGCUGCAAACAAGUUCAACUUUUCGGUCAAGCCAGUUGGCAGGAUCACGAUGGACUCUCUUCGAAUGUACCUUGAAGGCAAGAUUGCUUUUAACACCCAUAUUUUGGAGUGUCUCAACUUUCUUGACCAUGUCUUGCGCGAGGGCCCCUCCCAGAGGAUGAUCCCCAUCAAGCGGAACUUCUAUUCGAAGUCGCGCCACGCUACUCCCAUGGGUGAUGGUGUGAUUGAGGUCCUGAAGGGCAUCUUUGCAUCUCUACGCAUGUCUCAAUCGAUCAAUGACGGCAAGUUUGGCCUCGGUAUCAACGUGGACGUUGCCAACACUUGCUUCUGGGUUGCGCAGAACUUUGAGGAUCUUGUGCGCAACUACCUUGGCUCAGUGGACCGUCGCUGGUCAGGUGUUGCUGCCAACCAACUCGCCAACCUGCUCCAGCCUGUCAUGCCUCCAGGCAAGACUAAAAUGCAGGUCCAACCUUCGCCAGCCUUUACGGCCCUCCGCAAGCUGGCCAAGAUCAAAUUCACUGUGCGGCAUCGCGGCAAGACUGCCGACCACAAGAUCUAUACUGUGAAGCGCUUUUCAUUCGAUCCCAGCUAUGGAGAAGAGGGCUCCAAUGCGAAGACUGUAAAGUUCUCCAAGAGGGAUGGAACCACUAUCUCGGUCUAUGACCACUUCCAAAAACAAUACAAUGUGCGGCUUAAUCACUGGAAGCUGCCUCUCAUCGAGACCACCCGCGAUGGAUUCUUUCCCAUGGAGGUAUGUGCUGUUGAGCUCUAUCAGCGGUAUAACUACAAGCUUGACCCGGACCAGACAGCCAAGAUGAUAAAGUUCGCCGUCACCCGCCCUGCGCAACGCGCAAGCGACAUCAUGGCCAACGUCAAUGAGCUUCGUUGGAACGAGGACCCCUACCUGAAACAUUUCAAGAUACAGGUGUCACAGACAAUGGAGACUGCGCCCGCGCGUGUGAUCCCCAACCCUGAGAUCCAGUACAAGGGAGCCAAGGUCAACCCAGGCGUAAGCGGUCGCUGGGACUUGCGCGGCAAGGUCUUCUCGGAGGCUGGAAGUAUGCCCCUUCAGUCUUUUGGCGCUGUCAUCAUCGACAAUUGUGUCGACAAGGCUGGUGCCGAGGCGUUCAUGAAGAACUUCCUUAGUGUCUUCAAGGGACAUGGAGGUAGAAUUGCCCCCAACGCCAAGCCGGUUGUUCUUGAAUGCUCGUCGGCCAGCAUGAAUCUAGGUCAGGUUGUGGAGAAAGCCUACCAGGCAGUUGGAAAUGCCAACAAAGCUCAUCCUAACCUGAUUUUCUUCAUUCUUCCAAACAAAAGCAGCAUCAACUACGAGCGGAUCAAGAAGUCAGCUGACUGCCGCUAUGCUCUCGUCACGCAAUGCAUGCAGGCUGCACAUGUGCGCAAGAACCAGGCGCAGUACUGCUCCAAUGUCGCAAUGAAGGUAAACGCCAAGCUAGGUGGACAAACCUGCAAGGUUGCCACUGCUUUCAAGAAGCCCACCAUGAUGAUCGGCUGCGAUGUUUCCCAUGCGGCUCCUGGCGCACAGCAGGCUUCCAUGGCCGCUAUCACCGUAUCCAUGGACAAGGACUGCGCCCGCUAUGCUGCGGCUGUGGAGACGAAUGGUUACCGUUGCGAGAUCCUUCUUCCGCAGAAUGUCCGUGGCAUGUUCGGCCCUCUGGUUGAGCGCUGGUGCAAGACGAUGCGCUGUGCUCCGGAGCAUGUGUUCUAUCUCCGCGACGGUGUUUCUGAGGGUCAAUUCGCACACGUGAUGGCCUUGGAGGUUGCUGAGCUGCGCAAGGUCCUCAACAAAGUCGGCGGCAACAACCCGAAGAUCACAGUCAUGGUGGCCACCAAGCGUCACCACAUCCGCUUUUUCCCUAAGCCUGGCGAUUCAUCCUCUGGUGACAGAAAUGGAAAUGCUCUCCCGGGCACUGUGGUCGAACGCGUAGUGACCCAUCCGUUCCACUACGACUUCUAUCUCUGCUCACAUGUUGCCAUUCAAGGCACGGCUCGCCCGACUCACUAUCAGGUGAUCCACGACGAGGUUGGCUACAGCCCCGACGAGCUUCAGAAAAUGCUGUACCAGCAAUGCUAUCAGUAUGCUCGCUCGACCACGCCUGUGUCGCUCCAUCCUGCGAUUUAUUACGCGCACUUGGCUAGUGCGCGUGGCCGCUGCCACGAAAACACUGCAUCUUCGGAGAAGGACCCCAAGACCAAGGCACAGCCUGGUCACUUUGCAAAGGGCGGCAACACCGAGAGUAGUCUUACGCGUCUCACCGAAUCUGUUCCUCUGCUUCCUUGCGGUGCCCAUGGCCAGGCUUUCGCAGGCAAUAUGGACCACUUCAAGCACACCAUGUGGUACAUUUGA